Microdochium trichocladiopsis is the source of this 2565-nucleotide messenger RNA. RefSeq names its product fatty acid activator. Bases 105 to 2414 code for a protein of 769 amino acids. The transcript has 3 exons. NCBI's taxonomy places the organism in Eukaryota, Fungi, Ascomycota, Sordariomycetes, Xylariales, Microdochiaceae. Gene Ontology annotation, cellular component: plasma membrane; lipid droplet; endoplasmic reticulum. Gene Ontology annotation, biological process: long-chain fatty acid metabolic process; long-chain fatty-acyl-CoA metabolic process. The record is from RefSeq and is a predicted model, not a curated record. Gene Ontology annotation, molecular function: long-chain fatty acid-CoA ligase activity.
UCCAACAGUAAACCAUCCUCUCGAGAAGACGAGGCCGCCUUGUCCACCCUAUCUCCCCAUCUCCCUGAUCUUCUCGCGUCGAGACUCGACGCACACCAGCAAACAUGGUCAAGAACGCCGAUUGGAGGGAGUCGAAGCUGAGGACUCAGGUCCUUCAGGCCAGAAUGUCUGCCAGGGGCCCUUUCUCCAUCGAGAGCCCCGGUGCUGAAGACGUCGAGGGCGAGACCAAACCCCGCCGGCACCCUCUCGCUGCCGAGGGUCUCAUCACUAAGCCGGCCGACAACAUGACGACCGCCUACGAGCUUCUGCGCGCCACAGUCGCCAAGUAUGGCAACGCCAAGGCCGUCGGCUCGCGUCGUCUUGUGCGCACACACCAGGAGACCAAGAAGAUCAAGAAGAUGGUUGAGGGAGUCGAGCAGGAGGUCGACAAGAAUUGGACCUUCUUCGAGCUCAGCCCCUACGAGUACCUCAAUUACAACGAGUUUGAGAAGCAGGUCCUCAACCUCGGAUCGGGUCUGCGCAAGCUCGGCAUGAGCCAGGGCGACCGCGUGCACAUCUUCGCCGCCACCAGUGCCAACUGGCUUGCCAUGUUCCACGGUGCCGCCUCGCAGAGCAUGCCCGUCGUCACUGCUUACGACACUCUUGGCCAGGAGGGUCUCAGGCAUUCCAUGGUCGCCACCGGCGCCAAGGCAAUUUUCCUCGACCCUCACCUUCUUCCUACGCUUGGUAACGUGCUCAGCGAUGCCAAGGAAGUGCGCCACGUUAUCUGGAACAGCCAUAACCAGGUGAACCAGAAGUACAUUGACAGCCUGAAGAGCUCUUUCCCCCACCUCACUGUCCUGAGCUUCAAGGAGCUUGAACAACUUGGGGAUGACAACAGUGCUGAGCCGACCCCGCCGACGCCUGAGGACCUCUGCUGUAUCAUGUACACUUCAGGAUCUACUGGCACUCCCAAGGGUGUACCUCUGAAGCACAAGGCUCUGAUUGCCGCAGUCACUGGCGUCAGUGUUGUCGUUCAGCCAUUCCUUGGCCCUGGCGAUAGCGUACUGACCUAUCUCCCACUUGCACACAUCCUGGAGCUGGUCUUUGAGAAUGCAGCUCUGUACUGGGGCGCGACACUCGGCUACGGAAACCCAAAGACCCUUUCCGACUCGUCAGUCAGAAACUGUGCUGGCGAUAUUCGCGAGUUUAAGCCGUCGGUGCUGGUCGGUGUCCCAGCAGUGUUCGAAUCUGUCAAGAAGGGUAUCCUCGCCAAGGUCGCGGCCGGCAGCCCUAUGGUACAGAACAUGUUCUGGAGUGGACUCAGCCUCAAAGGCAAGCUCCUCGCCGCUGGCCUCCCGGGCACAGGCGUUCUCGACUCGAUUGUGUUCAAGAAGAUCAAGGAGGCGACUGGUGGCAGGCUGAAGCUCUGCAUGAAUGGUGGCGGCCCCGUCGCCAAGGAGACCCAGCGCUUCAUCUCGCUGGCUAUUGCUCCCAUGAUUAUUGGCUACGGCCUGACCGAGACCAGCGCCAUGGGCACGCUCAUGAACCCCUCUGAGUGGACGUCCGAGUCUAUCGGCGCCAUGCCUGCUUCGAUUGAGGUCAAGCUCGUCGACUUCCCCGAUGCGGGCUACUUCGCGACCAACAAGCCCAACCCUCAGGGCGAGAUCUGGAUCCGUGGCGACUCUGUGAUGGAGGAGUAUUACGAGAAUGAGGAGGAGACCGCUGCUGCCAAGGCACCUGGCGGCUGGUUCCGGACGGGCGAUGUCGGCGAGUUUGACAAGAACGGACACCUCAAGAUUAUUGAUCGCAAGAAGAACCUGGUCAAGACGGCCAAUGGCGAAUACAUUGCCCUGGAGAAGCUCGAAUCCGUCUACCGGUCUGCCGCCGUGGUCGGAAACAUUUGCGUGUACGCGGACCAGUCCAAGGCCAAGCCCAUUGCCAUCAUUGUUCCCCUCGAGCCAGCUCUCAAGAAGCUUGCCGAGGAGAACGGCAUCGCCGGCAAUGGAAUUGACGACCUUGUGCACGACAAGAAGCUGCGCAGCGUUGUGCUCAAGGAGCUGCAGAACGCCGGUCGGGCUGGUGGCCUUUCUGGAAUCGAGAUUAUUGAAGGUGUUGUGCUGUCUGAUGAGGAGUGGACUCCUGAGAACGUAAGUCAUCCCCACGAGGUCUGGUUUUGUCUGCUGCACGAUACAAGUAUGAUGUAUGCUAAUGGGUUUCUCUCUGCAGGGCCUUGUGACUGCUGCCCAGAAGCUGAACCGCAAGGGUCUCCUUGCCAAGUUCGACAAGGAGGUCAAGGAGGCGUACGGCACAUCGAGCUAGACGGCAAAGGUCUAGUCCAGGUUGCGCUGCGCAUGGGAAGGUUGCCCGGGAGCUGGUGUACAACACGUGUCUGUUUGCAAUUGCUGUUUUCUUGUGUUUUUCCAUUGAAUUGAUUCCCUCCAAAGGUUCUGCGACGACUCUUUGCGGUCGCGAGUAGCAUAGUCAAUGAGUAUUUCCAAAAACUUGUGUGUCUCGCUCGCGUGCAAUGGGCACGGCCUUAUCCGGCCUGGACACCUCAUGCUCGGAACCAUCUCCGGGCGCUUA